Protopolystoma xenopodis is the source of this 471-nucleotide messenger RNA. The record is from the annotation of a GenBank genome assembly. NCBI's taxonomy places the organism in Eukaryota, Metazoa, Platyhelminthes, Monogenea, Polystomatidea, Polystomatidae.
CGCGAAGCCAUACGUCAGGCGUUAGAGCGCCUCUUUUCAACGCAUCCGAAGUUAUGCAAUAUGCCUUCAUCUGCUCCCAUGUGUCCUCGAGCCGCCUCGUGUCCCUCUUUUACUUUGCUGGAUCAAAACAGGAAACUAUUGGAUCCAGCAUCGCUGCCGACAGCUAAACGGACGACAUCCCCGCUUAUCUUACCCUCUACAGCCUCAUUUGCACACAAGUCUGCCUCUUUAUCUUCGUCGCGUCUGAAUUCGUCCAAUCACUCAUUCUACAUGCCCAUCGACACCGAUCCAUUGAAGCAGCUUGGAUUUCUUCUCUCCAUCACCCUUCGCGCUCUUGACAAUGUAUUUCACCUCACUUCUGAACUAGCCGAAUCAAAGCAACAGAUUGAACUGAUGCAGGCCCGAUGUGCCCAGCUUGACGGCCUCUUAGCACAUGCACAGUUCGGAGGUGGUGAGUCGAGUCAAUGUUAA